Messenger RNA from Annulohypoxylon maeteangense, 1488 nucleotides. RefSeq lists its product as uncharacterized. Gene Ontology annotation, molecular function: acyltransferase activity, transferring groups other than amino-acyl groups. The record is from RefSeq and is a predicted model, not a curated record. The transcript has 2 exons. Lineage: Eukaryota; Fungi; Ascomycota; Sordariomycetes; Xylariales; Hypoxylaceae. Bases 198 to 1346 code for a protein of 382 amino acids.
CCUCACCGGAACGAUAACGGAGGGGUUAGCUUGAUGGUGUACGGCAUCCGUUGCAGCUUCCGAGUGAUUAAUGCUAUCGUGAUUCCCGUAUCCGAAUCAUAACUAUACCCCCCGCCCCCUACUAGGUAGAUAAUCAUUUCAAGGUUUCUUUGUCUCUUCCUGGUCUCAGUAAAAAAUCCCUGUAUGAAGAAAUCACCAUGGCCGCUAACCCUUACCCCACCAUCCCUAUCGACAUCCCAACCCGCCACGGCCCCCUCUCCGUCCUAUUCUCCGAAGCCGUGACUCCUAGCUCCCGCAUCCAAUGCUCCAAGCUAUCCAACACCGCAUUCGGCAAAUCGAUCUCGAAGUCCGAAUUUCUUGAGCGCGAGGCCUUACUUGGCGCGCAUCCCCUAGCCGCCGGGGCCAGAUGGCGGUUCUGGAACUUUACCCUCGCGGAUGCGAGCGCCGAUGUUGAAGAUGAAAAGGAGGCGAAAAUAGGGGCGCUGAUUAAAACGCUGCACCGGGACCUGCUUAUCCGGGACGGGGACGGGACGCGGCGGGAGCAGGGGUACUGCAUAUGCAGCGUGGUAACGGACAAGGAGUACCGAGGGUGCGGACUCGCAUCCGCAUUAUUGAAGAAAGUUGCGGAGUGGAUGGAUGGGGAAGGAGGCGCGGCGGCGAGUAUGCUGUAUUCGGAUGUUGGCGAUUUCUACGUUAGCAAAGGCUGGGAUAUCCUAGAUGCAUCCCAAUCAACUCUAACCGUCCCCGUCUCUCUCCCCUCUAGCGAGAAGGCCGCAAAGCUCCCCAAAACCCGGCUCCUAACCGCCGACGAAAUCCCCGCGCUCGCCGAACGCGACGUACAUGAUCUAGAAAACGAGUUCCGCAACCACGACCCCGCCGCCGACGAAACCCUGCUAACCGUUGUCCCCACUCCGGAUAUGAUUAGCUGGCUACAGACGCGGGCGAAUUUCAUGAACACGAAGCUAGCGGGCAAGAUCCCCGAGGCCAAAGGGAGUAUCUGCGAGAGCGCGGGAUCGUGGGUAUAUUGGUUCCACGACUUGCAUGCACAUAAAAUGACGAUUCAGCGCAUCAAACUACCCCAGGGCCAGAGCGAUGAGAACGCCACCAAGGCCUUAGCGGCGCUUCUACUCUCCGCUGUUGAAGAGGCAGCGCGGUGGAAGACAACGAAGGUCAUCAUUUGGAGUCCUGGCCCGGAGGUAAGGAAUGCGACGAAGUAUCUUGCGGAAGAGUUUGGGAUAGGGGUUGAGGAUGAGAAACGGGGCGAUAGUAUACCGUGUUUGAGGUGGCGAGGUGAUGAAAAGAGGAGAACUACGGUUUACCCUAAUGAGUACUACGCUUGGAGUUAGACAUGAAGUUUUUAGUUAGUAUAAUUACAUCUAGCAUUUUUAUGAGUACGAUGUUUACAGUUACGAGGUUAUAGACGAGGUCACGAUCAGCAGAAGAAGUAUGCCGGCAAAGCGUUAUUUAUUAAUUAUUACUCAUUACGUG